This is a messenger RNA of Trichomycterus rosablanca, 2685 nucleotides long. It is a transcript of the gene tom1, whose product is annotated as target of myb1 membrane trafficking protein. Lineage: Eukaryota; Metazoa; Chordata; Actinopteri; Siluriformes; Trichomycteridae. Gene Ontology annotation, molecular function: ubiquitin binding; phosphatidylinositol binding; clathrin binding. Bases 37 to 1371 code for a protein of 444 amino acids. Gene Ontology annotation, cellular component: endosome; membrane. Gene Ontology annotation, biological process: signal transduction. The record is from RefSeq and is a predicted model, not a curated record. The transcript is spliced from 15 exons.
AGUUGGAUGGUGAACUGACCUGUAUUGACCGCCCAGAUGGACUUUUUCAUAGGAAACCCUUUCUCUACGCGUGUAGGACAGCUUGUAGAUCAAGCUACAAGAUCAAGUCUGCCGUCCUCUGAUUGGAACCUCAACAUGGACAUCUGCGACAUAAUCAACAACUCAGAAGAAGGCCCUAAAGAUGCAGUCAGAGCAAUAAAGAAGAAAAUUGUGGGAAAUAGGAAUUUCAAAGAGGUCAUGCUCACAUUGACGGUUCUGGAGACAUGUGUAAAGAACUGUGGCCACAAACUUCAUGUCCUUGUAUCAACCAGAGAAUUUGUGGACACUGUUUUGGUUCGAACAUAUUUACCUAAAAAUGAACCUCCUUUUGUUAUUCAGGAGAAAGUUCUCCGUAUUAUACAGGCAUGGGCUGAUGCAUUCCGUAGUUUUCCGGAUUUAACAGGCGUAGUUUAUGUGUAUGAAGAUCUCAGGAAAAGGGGAGUGAACUUUCCAAAGGCUGAUGUGAAUAGUUUAGUGCACAAUCCUGGAAGGCGUCUUUCUGGAUUAAUAUAUGGACCACCUCUUUCUUCCACCGUCCAAACUCAGUCCCCCCAGCAGACAUCACCCUUGCAGACAACAGAGGGUCCCAUUACUUUAUCCUCUGACCAGGAGGAGAAGUUGAGGACUGAUCUAGAACAUGUUUACAAUAACCUGAGAGUGAUGUUGGACGUGAUAAAUCAGGCAAAUCCUAAAAGGGUUCAGCAAUCAGACACAGAACUUCUGAAGCAGUUGUACACGACAUCUAAGAAGAUGCAGGAGCGAAUAGUGAACCUCGUUCCCAGACUCGCUGACGAGAAGCAGAUUAAGAAAAUGUUGGAUGCCAAUGAUGACAUUAAUGCAGCUUUCACAAAGUAUCACAGUUUUGAGACACUGUGUAACAGACAGAGCACUGAACAGGUGUGGCCAACUGAUGAUCUUAUUGACCUCAACCCUGCCCCUCCACUGUUAAACCAACCCCAGCAAGCAGCACCCACCAGCCAAAUUGUUAGAAGUCUGUCCAGUCAAAUGGCCUGUCUAAGCACAAACGUAGACAACAGUUCUCAAAGAAAAAAGCAGCCUACAGAAGUACUUCAGGAGAGGAACAGUCUGGAACCUUCAGUAUUGAAUGAAUUUGCUGCCGCUAGUGCUCAUACUGGAUUGAUUCCAGUCAAUCAAAAUGACGUGAUGAACAACAUUGAGCAAUGGCUUGAUGAAGAUCUACAAGAAGAUGACCAGGAAGACGACGAUGAGACCAAUGAAGCAUUUGAUAAGUUUUUGCUACAGAGAGUAAGAGCUGCUGAACGUCUUCCAUCUGUGAAAGAAUCAUCCAGUGACCAUAUGCCCUCACAGUAAAAGAUCUUUGAGCAUGAUCACCUAAAUCUGACAGCAAUUAGCUGUAGCACUUAAUAGUUUGGUUUGUAUUGUAAAUAGGUAUUUUAUCUUUGGGUUUUUAAAAAGGGGGAUUUAUCUUUGUUUGUAUGGUGUAAGUUUGCCAGGAAAAAUGAUUUAAAUAUUGCAAAAAAUGCAAUGUUAUAAACGUCAUUAUUGUCCUGUUGGUAAUAGGUGUUAAAAAUAUUUGUAUUUUUUUUAACUAUGGGAUUAUUUAUGUUACACACACACACACACACACACACACACACACACACACACACACACACACAGUGGACCUGUGUACAAGUCUUGGUUCUUACUUCAGCUCUGUACAAUUAUAUUCCAAACUUAGGCGUCACAUGGGCAGCAGCUGAUGUUUAAUCCUCCUAACUGGUGUGUCUGUUCCAUCAAAACUAGCAUCGUUCCACCAUGGGUUUCCAUUAUCUAUGACAAAGAGAUUAGUUUUUAUGAAGUAUAUAUUCUGAAGCAGUUGGGUUUGCUACACAUUUUCCAAGAUCAUCUGAGGUAUCACCUGGGGGAACUUCAAGCUCUAUCAUUGAUACUUGCAUCAGUUCGAGAACCACUGUUUUAGACUUAAUUCUACUGUCGUUUUCAUAGAGGAUAGGUGCCUUAAUACUCAUUUUAAACACUGCACUGAUAUUGAUUUUUGCUGUAUUGGAAUGUUCCCUGUUUUGUACAACAAACAGUUUUAUAAAACGUUGUUUAUUAGAACUGGCAGCUUGUCCAUGACAGAAAGCAGAAAUCAUCAGCCCAAUGUUCUGUUUUAAUGCAUUUCCAAGCCAGCUGAGAUAUAAUCUGAAAUGCAGGAUUGGUAUAUAAUCAGAUUUAACAUCAACACAUUGUUAUUGUGUGUAAAGUUAAAUAAAAUUAUAUAACUGACACAAAUGAGUUAUUAUGGAAAUAUAGAACUUAUUACAUAAUGUAAUACCACAGAAUCAGGUAUGUACCUAGAAAAAAAAUUGAUUGGCUUUAGAAUCGCCAUGUCGUAACAUAUAUUACUUCCUAUCAACCAGUAAAUGUGCCAGACAUUCCCAUGUACUGUAUGUCAUGAAUAAAGCAGAUUACUUUUACUGUCAAUUUUAUUCCUGUUUUUUGUAAGAUUAAGUGGGUCAAAAGUUAAACUGUAAUAGCUUCAGUUGAACGGUAUUGCUCAAGUUGUCUAUUGUAUUAUCAAAGACAAGGUUGACAGGCAUUCUGUUAUAAAAAUAUCAUCACAAGUCUGUUUUCCAGUUUCCAACAUGAAAUUUUGUUUUGCUGCCCAAAAGCAGAAUAAAA